Molecule: messenger RNA, 3969 nt
Organism: Thunnus maccoyii (southern bluefin tuna)
Lineage: Eukaryota; Metazoa; Chordata; Actinopteri; Scombriformes; Scombridae
Gene: cercam
Product: cerebral endothelial cell adhesion molecule
Exons: 12
Coding region: 416-2191 (591 amino acids)
Source: RefSeq, a predicted model, not a curated record
GAAGAGCUACUUUUGACCCAUUUUACACAUUUAUCAGCGAUUACUUGUGCUAAACUGAUUAAAACUAAUUACUCUGAGGAGAUCUUGUUUUUCACUCUUGGUGGAGUUUGUUGACUGAGUGGUUGGUGCAUACUGAGGAUAUGUCAUCACUCUCUACCGAGAUUCAUGAAGAACCUGGCCAAAUCACGCCUCCAUUGCUGGAUAACGUUGGCAAACUCCUCUAUGUUCCACAGGCCUAAAAGGCGGAAGUUGUAAUUUAACUCUCUCUGGUACUGGGGUUUGGAUUUGCCACUGGAAAAAGCUAACCGGCUCGUACAAGUAGGAGGAGGGGUUGAAAGAUUUGGGAGUUUUUCUUGGAUUGCUGACGCGUAUACAAGCGGCUACGUGCUGCGUUGAAGCCUCACCAGCCUCCACCAUGUUCCUCCACUUUCUAGUUUUGGGGGCCUCGCUUCUCCAGGCAGAAUGCUACUUUUCGGAGGAGAAGUAUCCAGAGGAGUCGAAAAUGCAGCCUCCCACCGUGGUUAUCGCUAUCAUAGCCAGAAACACCGCUCACUCCCUGCCGUUCUACCUCGGAGCUCUGGAGAGACUCAGCUACCCCAAAGACCGCAUCUCUGUGUGGGCUGCCACGGAUCACAACACAGACAACACCACCGCCGUGCUGAAAGAGUGGCUUACUGUCAUGCAGAAGUUUUACCACUAUGUUGAGUGGAGACCGAUGGACCAUCCCACGUCCUAUGCAGGAGAGCUGGGUCCUAAGCAUUGGCCCAACAGCAGAUACGAGUAUGUGAUGAAGCUGAAGCAGGCGGCAUUAAACUUCGCAAGGAAACGCUGGGCUGACUACAUCCUGUUUGCUGACACAGACAAUAUCCUCACCAACCCAGACACCCUCAACCUGCUGAUAGCAGAGAACAAGUCAGUCACUGCUCCCAUGUUAGACUCUCCGGGUGCGUACUCCAACUACUGGUGUGGUAUAACUCCGCAGGGAUAUUAUCGUCGAACAGCAGAGUAUUUCCCCACCCGCCACCGUCAAAGACAGGGCUGCUUCCCUGUGCCCAUGGUCCACUCCACCAUGCUGCUGGAUUUAAGGAAGGAGGGCAUGAAGAAACUGGCCUUCUACCCUCCUCAUCAGGAGUACUCCUGGCCCUACGAUGACAUCAUUGUGUUCGCCUUCUCCUGCCGGGCUGCAGAGAUACAGAUGUACCUGUGUAACAAGGAACGUUACGGCUACCUGAACAUCCCGGCCAAACCUCACCACACCUUGGAAGAUGAUCGUCUCAACUUUGUCCAUGUCCAUCUGGAGUCCUUCAUUGAUGGUCCUCGCAUGUACCCCUCUCGUUACGUCCACUUGUUCCCCAAACAGAGAGACCUCAUGGGCUUUGACGAGAUUUACCUGAUCAAUCUGCGACGCCGUCUUGACCGUAGAGACAGGAUGUUGUACUCUCUGAAUGAGCUGGAGAUCGACGUCAAGGUGGUAGACGCUGUGGAUGGAAAUGCACUGAACAGCAGUGACAUCAAGAUCCUGGGUGUGGACCUGCUACCAGGCUACUAUGACCCGUUCUCUGGACGCACACUGACCAAAGGAGAGGUGGGCUGCUUCCUCAGCCAUUUCUUCAUCUGGAAGGAGAUGGUGGAUAUGCAGAUGGAUAAAGCACUAGUCUUUGAGGACGACGUCCGUUUCCAGGCCAACUUUAAACGACGAGUCCUCAGACUGAUGGAGGAGGUGGAGCAGGUGGAGUUGGACUGGGACAUCAUAUACUUUGGCAGGAAGCAGGUGAACCCUAGUAAAGAGGAGGCAGUGGAGAACGUUCGUAACUUGGUGGUGGCCGACUACUCUUAUUGGACUCUGUCCUACGCCAUCUCCUUGCAGGGAGCUCAAAAACUGCUCAAUGCUGAGCCACUUUCCAAGAUGCUGCCUGUCGAUGAAUUCUUACCCAUCAUGUAUGACAAACAUCCCAAUGAGGACUACAAGUCCCAUUUCCCUAACAGAAACCUACAAGCCUUCAGUACUCGCCCCCUCCUGGUCCAGCCGUGUCACUACGCCGGUGAUCCCCAGUGGGUGAGCGACACGGAAACGUCGACUCUGUGGGACGAUGACUCAGUACGCACCGAUUGGAGGGGUUCCCACAAGACCUUGAAAGGGGCUGCCCCGCCACCCGAGAUCCUCUCAGCUUCCUACAAGGAUGAACUUUAGUGCGACGCAGACGUGGCUGUGAAGAACCUGCAGGUCAAAAGGCCACGAGGUCAGAGAGACAGAUGCUGAGAGGAAAAAGUGUUCUCAGACAUUAUUUCAGUCCGCUCUGUGUCACGCCACUGACAUACUCAGUGCCAUUUAAACUGGACUUUUCUCCAAAGAAUGUUAGCAAGCGUAUGGCGCAGGAUGAUAGUGGUGCUAAGAUUCUGGGGGCUCUUAGCAAUUCGGAUGCUGGAACUUGCACAACAGAUUUUUCUCAAGAACAAUCCACCUUUUUAGAUCCUUUUUUUUUUUUUUUUACUUUUUAACAUUCUGAGACUUUAUACAGUGCGGAAGAACGUUUCUGGUUGAAUGUGUAUUUGUGAUGGUGCGUGUGUUUCCUAUGAUUGCAUGUUUAUAAUGCUAAUUACAGUCUAUAAAUCUAUACAUUUCUCCUUUCAUGCAUGUCUUCCUACACAAAGUGAUGUAAUUGUACAAAAAAGUGAACUCAUUAAUAUUUCCCUUUGUUUAAUGAACAAGAUGAUGUACCUCAUGGUUUCUAUGGACAGUAUAAGACUGUUUCAGUGGCACAAAUUAUGUUCAGGAAGUAUUUUAUUAAUGAAACUAACACAUUGAAUGUUUGCAUUUGAACAAUUUAAGCUUCUUUAAAAUUAUUUUUUACGUCAAGUCAGUAAUUGAUAAACUGAAAUAACAUGGACUCAUUGAACUCUUAUAUCUUAUGGCUGCGUCUUAAUAUUUUUACAUUCACAUUUAGCAACAAAAAUUGGAUUUUUCAGAGGAAAUAUAAUACUAGGUCUCCCACCAAGUCUUGUUUUACUCACAGGUUUUUUAUUUUUAUGUUUAUAUAGACCACAAAAUGGUGUUGUUUAGUUAUUGAAAUAAAAUUAUUCAUACCUUUACGAGAGAAGAGUAUACUGGCAGUAUAUCUGACAUUACUCCAUUGGAAAAAAAUUUCAGUAUUCUGGAAAUUUAUGUUGAAAUAGUUCAACACUCAUUGGAAACAAAAUGCCUGUAUAUGGUUUUAGGCUGUCUAAAUGUGCAUAUUUUUGACACUGCACAAUGAUUUGACAAGUCAGUGGAAACAUUUUUGUGUGGUGACUACUUUAGACAUGCUCAACUGAAAUAAGUAAACUAUUUUGUGAGUGCUCUACUAUUUGUAUAAAAUAAGCAGAUGUCAAGGUAUGAAUGGGCAGUGUAAGAGGGUGGCAUCGGUUCAUCUGUUCUUAAGUGUUGCCUCACAGAGUCAGAUACUUUCCAUCCCGUGUUAGGAUGGAACCCAAACCCAAAUAGUAUAAACUGUUCCACACAUGUUGUAGUAGAAGUCUUUUCAAGUCAUGUUAAAACACAGCUUUUAAAACAACCUUUUGUAAUAUCACUGGGAUCCUUUUCAAUCUAGGAAUGACAAGUUGCCUGGACAGGGUUGCAAUGCAAGUAACUGAUUAAUUCCGAUGUCUCUUGUGGAUUUAAAACACAACAAUCAAGUUACACUAUACUUAUAUUUCAUUUAGUCUGGUUUCAUGCAUUCGUUUUCUAUCUGUUACUAUUAGUGUUGCUUUUCCUGCAUAUGUCUUAAUUUAUUUGUUGCGUCUUAAUUGGUUGUGGUUGACGGAUGAGUCACACAAUAUGAUGUACAGCAUGCAAUCAAAAUGCAAUGGCUUUUCUGCCUCUCUCGGAGUCUUUGAGCGAUUCAUUUUUACUCAAAUGUCAUGAAAUUGGGUGUUAGGAUAACUGUAAAGCAAACUUUUAAAAUGUUAAUAAAAAAUAGUUUUUAAACCUCA